This is a messenger RNA of Cheilinus undulatus (humphead wrasse), 3302 nucleotides long. Its product is annotated as NLR family CARD domain-containing protein 3-like. The transcript is spliced from 10 exons. The coding region runs from base 129 to 3302 and encodes 1057 amino acids. The record is from RefSeq and is a predicted model, not a curated record. Lineage: Eukaryota; Metazoa; Chordata; Actinopteri; Labriformes; Labridae. Gene Ontology annotation, molecular function: protein binding.
GAAACCGAAAGUAAAGUCACAGGAAUUCCCUCUUUUGACUACAGUCGCACAAAGGUCGAGUUCUCCGUGGAUUUUGUCCAAAAACAUAACAAGGAGACAGCAGUGUCGGCGUUGAUUGAUCUGCAGAGAUGGCAGAGAGGACGAAAAAGAGGAAGAGACCUGACUCUCCCACAUCUGUGAAGCCUGAGCAGCCAAUCAGCUCAAGCACAGAGCUACAGAGCCAGCAGACAGAGACGUCCACGCCACCCAGUCAGGUUUCUUUGAAGAGUGAUGCAUCCAUGUAUGAGCCAAUUUGGUUUGCUCACAAAGACAAAGAAAGACAGCUGAUCGAGACAUCCGCAGCCCCCAGUGUUCUUUCAGUGAAGAGUGAUGCAUCCAUGUAUGAGCCAAUUUGGUUCAGUCACGCAGAAAAACAAAGUUGUUCAGUAUGUGAGGAGGCUCUAAGGGAUCCGGUCCAUUUUGCCUGUGGACACUCCUCAUGCAAACAGUGUAUCAGCUCAGACUGGGACCAGGGGGAUUCACCAGCAGACUACCCCUGCAAGACCUGUGGGAAGAAACCCAGAAAAGAAACCAAACUCCCAACAGACAUCAAGAAAAACCUUUGGGGUAAACCUUUUAUGGAAGCAACAGAGAAAUUUAAAGAAGCAAUGAGGAAUAAGUUGACUACAGUAUCUGAGGGAAAUGGUGGCCCAAAGACUUCUUUGGACAACAUAUUCACAGACCUCCUGAUCACCACUCAAGAGAGUGAAGGGCCUCAUGAAGAACACGUGUUCAGAAGUGUGAAACAAAAAUUGGAACAAGAAUCCACCAAAACAAAAGUCGACCUCAAAGACAUCUUCAAAUCUGUGCCCAGACAAAACAGAGAGAACAAGACUGUUCUGACGAAGGGUGUGGCAGGAAUUGGAAAAUCGUUUUCUGUGCAGAAAUUCAUUCUUGACUGGGCCGAGGGGAGAGCAAACCAGGACAUUGAUUUCAUUCUCUUUCUUGCUUUCAAAGAGCUCAAUUUAAGCAAAAAAGACAAAAGUCUUCAUGAGCUCCUGAAAGAAAUUCAUCCUUUACUCCAUGAUCUGAACAUUUUAGGAGAUCUCAUGAAAGCCAGAGUCAUUGUGAUCCUGGAUGGCCUGGAUGAAAGUCGGUUUGAGCUGAACUUUAAGAAGAACAAACCAGUAACAUCAGUGAAUGAAGUAGCAUCCGUGGCUAAUCUCAUUACAAACCUCAUCCAAGGUAACCUUCUUCCAGGAGCUAAACUCUGGAUAACGUCCCGUCCAGCAGCAGCUGACCAGAUCCCUGCAGAGUUUAUCGACAUGGUUACAGAGAUCAGAGGGUUCAGCAACCCCCAAAAAGAAAAGUACUUCAGGAAGAGGUUCAGUCAUGACCUGGACCUUGCUGACAGAAUAAUUUCACACAUUCGCUCAUCACAUAGUCUCGACAUCAUGUGUCAGAUCCCGAUCUUCUGCUGGAUUACUGCUGAAUUAUUCCAGGAGAUCUUCGGAGGAGAUGAGAAGGCUGAAAUCCCUCAAACUCUCACAGAGAUGAUGGCACAUUACCUGUUUGUCCAGAUAAAACGUAGAAACAGAAAAUACUAUGAAGAGACAGAAGAAAACAGAGAGCAACUACUGAAGAAACACAAAGACUUCCUCCUGAAACUUGGCAAGCUUGCAUUCAUCCAGCUGCAGAGGAACAACCUCAUCUUCUACGAUGAAGACUUUGUGGAUUGUGGCAUCGACCUGAAAGAGGCAACCAUCUACUCUGGAUUCUUCAACACAGUCCUUAGAGAAGAACAGAUCUUUUCUCAGAAAAGGGUUGUCUUCUUUGUGCACCUGACCAUACAGGAGUUCUUUGCAGCACUUUUUGCCUACGACUGUUUGACAAACCAGAAAACAGAAGAGCUCAGAGACUUCCUUAAUUUGCAAGAUAAAGGACUUAGCUUAGUUGAUCUUCUGAAGAUGACAGUUAAGAAAGUUCUGGAGAAGAAGAAUGGCCACUUGGACUUCUUCAUGCGCUUCCUCCUUGGCCUCGUGGUUGAACACAAUCGAAGAAUUCUUCGGUGUCUGCUCACAUCACCAGACCCAAGCCAAGCUAUCGAGAAGAAAAUCCUGAGCCACCUCAAAGUUACAAAAAAGAAGCACCUCCCUCCAGACAGUAGUAUCAUCCUUUUCCAGGCCAUGGUUGAGAUGAGGGACCACAGAGUCAAAGAUGAAAUCCAGGAAUUUCUUGAACAACCAAAACGUUCCAAAACAGAGCUGACUCCCCUUCACUGCUCAGCACUGGCCUACAUGCUGCAGGUGUCAAAGAAUGAUCUGGAACUUUUGAACUUGAAGAAGUUCAACACAACAGAUGAAGGAAGAAAGAGACUCUUACCAGCAGUGAGGAUCAGCAGGAAGGCUGUACUAGCACACUGCAACGUGACAGAAGAGUGGGUUGAAGACCUGGCCUUUGGUCUCAAGUUCCCCUACUUACCUUUAAGAGACCUGGAUCUGAGCACCAAUGACCUGAAAGACCCUGGAGUAGAGCUGCUUUGUGCUGGACUGUCAAGUCACUGCUGCAGACUGAAAACACUGAGAUUGUCAGGCUGUAUGGUCACAGAAGAAGGCUGUGGUCAUCUGGCCUCGGCUCUUAAGUCCAACCCCUCCCACCUGAAAGAGCUGGACCUGAGCUACAACAAUCUUGGAGACUCAGGAAUGAAGCAACUGACCAAGCUGAAAGAAGACUCAGAAUACAGGCUCAAAACACUCAAUGUUGAGCAUGGUGGAAGUCACAGGAUGAAGCCAGGAUUAAAGAAAUAUGCCGUUGAGCUCACCUUCGACCCCAAGACAGUCCACAAGAGUCUCGCUCUGUCUGAAGGGAACAAAAAGGCAGCCUGGGUGGGAGAAGAGCAGCGGCAUCCCCAUGACAAGGAAACAUACGAUCACUGUCUGGUGAUGUGUGAACAGGCUUUAGAUGGGCGCUGCUACUGGGAGGUUAAAGUGUCAGAGCCCUCUGUGAUUGGGUUAACAGACAAACCCACGGCCAGUGAUGUGACUGAUUUCAAGCUGGGGGAAGAGUCUUGGUGUUUAAGAUGCUUCACUGAUGGAUGUUAUGUGUUACAUGGUGACCAGAGAUUCGGUGUUUCUUCCCUCCCUUUGCGCUCCACUCGGGUGGGAGUGUACCUGGACAGGCCGGCUGGAACUCUUUCAUUUUAUAGAGUUUCCUCUGACAGUCAAACCCACCUCCAUACCUUCAACACAGCGUUCAGUGAGCCCCUCUACCCUGCUGUUGAACUACACCCUGGUUCCUCUGCAUCACUAUGCCAGCUAACAUGA